Sphaeramia orbicularis (orbiculate cardinalfish) is the source of this 4184-nucleotide messenger RNA. It is a transcript of the gene lipea, whose product is annotated as lipase, hormone-sensitive a. Gene Ontology annotation, molecular function: sterol ester esterase activity; triacylglycerol lipase activity. The transcript has 11 exons. The record is from RefSeq and is a predicted model, not a curated record. Gene Ontology annotation, biological process: triglyceride catabolic process; cholesterol metabolic process. The coding region runs from base 80 to 2185 and encodes 701 amino acids. Gene Ontology annotation, cellular component: cytosol. NCBI's taxonomy places the organism in Eukaryota, Metazoa, Chordata, Actinopteri, Kurtiformes, Apogonidae.
GAAUCGAACAAAAGGACUGAAGCACAGCCCAAUACAAGUUAGAAGUCAAAGUCAGAAUAGAAACCCACUGACCUCAGAUAUGGACUGCAAGGUUGUGUUUGCAGCCUUGGAGACGGUGUGUGAGGACAACAUUUCUGCUCUGUGUGGGCCCACUGAUUUGCCUUAUGGCACUGUUGCCGAGCGCUUGAUCACAUGUAUGAGACAAAUUCAGGAGCAUGGACGAGCCCUGGAGCCUGUAGUCACCAAUUUCACCACUGUCUACCACCAUUACGACUUUGACGCACAAACGCCUGGGAAUGGCUAUCGCACAUUGGUCAAGGUCUUGCAGUCUUGCAUUUUGCACAUCAUUCACAAGGGCCGCUACAUUGCCUCUAAUUACAACAGUGCCUUCUUCAGAGCAGACCACAAUGCCUCUGAGAUGGAGGCGUACUGCAUUGCCCUGUCUCAGCUGCGUGCCCUGCUCUACCUCGCCCAGAGGCUCAUGAGCGACAACAACUGUGGCCAGCUAUACUCUCUGCAGGAUGAGGACCUGAGCCACAAGUUUGUGCAGGAGUACAGCUCCAUGCACAAGGCCUGUUUCUACGGCCGCUGUCUGGGCUUUCAGUUCUCACCAGCUCUCCGUCCAUUCCUCCAGACUGUUGUCAUAAGUAUGGUCUCUUAUGGUGAAACAUAUGGAAAACAGCAGUCAGGUUUAGGUAUAGCAGCCCUUUCUCUGCUCACAUCAGGGAAGUAUGUCAUGAAUCCAGAGUUGAGGGGUGCUGAGUUCGAGCGGAUUACCCAGAACCUGGAUUUGCAGUUCUGGAAGUCCUUCUGGAACCUCACAGAGUCUGGACUUAUAACAGGCUUCAACAGAAUUGCUUCUAACCCAGUCCAAGUGAACUUCACACUGACUGUGCCUCCUGAAACUCUACACCUUCCACUGGCCUCAGACCCCACUCUGUCUGCCACGGUGUCACCUCCACUCGCCCACUGGGGCCCUGGUCCGGUUCACAUGCGUCUCAUCUCCUAUGAGAUUCGAGAAGGACAGGACAGUGAGGAGCUGCUAGCUUUUUCUCGAACAGAUCCUCCUCCCAUCUCCAUGUCCCAUCUGCCCUGGGUCCAGAAACAGCCCCGCUCCCCUUGGCUGCUCAUCCAUUUUCACGGAGGCGGAUUUGUGGCACAGACUUCCAAAUCUCAUGAGAAUUAUCUUCGGAGCUGGUCGAAGGAGCUCAGUGUUCCUGUCCUGUCUGUAGACUACUCUCUGUCUCCUGAAGCCCCCUUUCCCAGAGCUCUGGAGGAGUGUUUCUACGCCUACUGCUGGGCCCUGAAAAACUGUCAUCUGCUGGGCUCCACAGCAGAGCGGGUUUGUCUGGCAGGAGACAGCGCUGGAGGAAACCUCUGCAUCACUGUGUCUAUGAAGGCUAUGAACAGCGGCAUCAGGGUCCCUGAUGGCAUCAUGGCCGCCUACCCGGCCACCUUGCUCACCACCGACGCCUCACCCUCUCGUCUGCUCACGCUGAUCGACCCACUGUUACCUCUGGGCGUUCUUGCGAAGUGCCUCAAUGCCUAUGCAGGUACAGACUGUCAGACGGUGCAGCCCAUGGUGGGAAACGGCAGUCUGAGCGCUCUGGGCAGAGACACCGCCCUGCUGCUCAGUGACCUCACACAAGGAGCCUCCAACUGGAUCCAGUCCUUCCUGGACCCGAGGCGGUCUUCAGGCAGCUCACCAUCCUCAGCUCAGAGAAGAAAGCUUGUGAACAACACUUCCACCACAAAAUCUGGAAGUCACAUGGAUUACCCAGAUAACUUUGAGCCCCUGCGCUCUGAGAGUCUGGCUUUUGUUCACCCGACCUCCUGCCCCAUCAUCAGAAACCCGUUUGUGUCACCUCUUCUGGCUCCUGAUCAGCUGCUGAGAGGCCUCCCACCUGUACACUUAGUGGCCUCUGCUCUGGAUGCCUUACUGGAUGACUCGGUAAUGUUCGCCAAGAAGCUGCGAGACAUGGGUCAGCCUGUAACUCUGGCAGUGGUCGAGGACCUUCCUCACGGCUUCCUCAGCCUCUCACAGCUUUCCAAAGAGACUGACAUCGCCGUCGAAAUCUGUGUGGCACGGAUAAGGGAGAUUUUCCAAGAAAAUAACACAUCACCUGCUCUACGACAACGCCCAAAAAUGGAAAGAAGUCACCAAAGCACCAGUCCUUUGGGCUGAUGUUUGUUGCUCUUGACUCUUUUUUUUCUGAAAUAAAAACAGAUCUGACAAAAUGCAUUGAGAGAAAUGCAGCACAUUCACAAAAAGAUAACAAAAAAGUGAAGAUUAUGAGAAAAAAACAAGAGCGGUUAAGUUGGACCAGAGGGAUAUUGCACUUUUAACCAACACUGUAUAACAUUUUCUGCAGGUAUUGAUGAUGGAAACAUCAAAAAUGCACCUUUCUGCAAUUCACAGUUAUAUAAUGGCUAAAAUUUGAAAGUAUUUUUGUACUGAGACUUACACAGUUAACAUCCAUAUCAAAUGCACACAAAGAAGAGUAUUCUUUAAAAGAAACUUGGCACUAAAUCAACCAGCCUUUUCAGCAAUUUACAUUAUAUCAGUUAACGGAGCUGGUGUGCCUUGUGUUUAAAGCUAUGCUUUGUUUGCAUAGUCUUUGUUUCUUAAGAAAAGCUUUGCCUGCAGUACAUUAAAGGUUUACAUGUAAAAGUUUACACACUCCAGAUGCACUGUAUUAUACAUUUUAAGGCAAUUUAACUUUUUUUAAAAGAUGCAGAAAUAGGGGACAGGAUUAAACUCAGAAGAUUUUACAAGGAAAAUAAGUUGAAUAUUCUCCAAGACUGAGAUCGUACAUUAAUGAGAGAAAAACGUGAAUGUUGUCUACGAUUAUGAAGUCAUAAACCUGCAAUAAAACACUUUGCUGCUCUGAUGGUUAGUGAAGCAAAAAUUUUAUUGAGAACAUAGUGUCUUUGCUUCAGCUUUUCUUUUUUUAAACCAUGUUAAUUCUUGCAGAGGCUAAAAUAUUUUUGUGCAUGAUUUUAAACAGAAUCAACUCCAACUCUACUAUUCAACACUUUUAAUAUUGAUGAGGUGAAGUUGAAUUUGUCUUUGUCAGUAACUUCCAUAUUCGAUGUGUGAACGCACACCUUAUCUUCAGCCAUGCAGAUGUAACAGAAUGUCAGUGUCUGUACAUUUGAUAUGAGAAUACCAUCUGUGCCAUGACCACACAUGACCUUUUGAACAGUACUGUAACGUAUAUUAACUCAUGUGUUCAGCUAUAAUUUAAUCACAUACGGUUGUGUGUUUAUUGCUUUUUUCGGCUUUUUAAAUCAACACCAGCACAGUCGGUGACUUUAUAAUCUCGGAGAAUAUCAGCAUUUUCUCUUGUACAUUUUUAACUUUUUUUUUGGUAAAUUGGGGACUUAAAUCUGGGAAGGUCUGAGUUUUACUUGAAAUAUUACCCACAGCUAUUACUUAACCUGCAGUUGCCCAAAUAAUAGUAUUAUACACCGUAUUUGGAUUAAAUGAAUAACUUGGUUUUUUCAACUUGUCACAUGUUUACAAUAUAUUGAUCGGGAUGCCUUAUUAAGUAUUUACCAGCAGUGUGAUAUAAAGGAAACUAAAUGACUGAAUGAUAGCUUGGUGUUAAAAAAAAUUGUGUUUCAAUUUAAACCAUGUGAAUCAAGAAUUCUACAGCUUAACUACAAAUAUGAAACGAAUGUAAAUAUUUCUAAAGUACUGCAAUAUUUCUAAAGUCUUAUUGUUCAAUCAAGUUUCCCAUAUAGAUGAUAAUGAUUGUACAUGUUAUCACUCAUAAAAUAACCCAAAAGCAGUAUGUUUCAAAGGUAAACACUCCGGCUUAGAAUUUUUGGCACAGCUUGACUUUUCCCAUCUUUAUCGAUAACUAUUAUUUCUCUGUGUGCUCGUUUGCAGCACUUGUCACAGUUCCCAGAUGUGUUGGCACCAUUUCCCUUUUCCUCAGCGUUUUCUAUUGGUGUUUCUUUAAUAUGAGCUGUCAGUGACGUGUAGGAGGGUAAACACGCACUUUAAAUAUAAGGAGAUAAUGCAGUACGUCCCUGUCUGUACAUCUCUGCACCAAAGCCACAAUGUUGUUGCUUGUUUUGCUUGUGUCAGUGGCUGCAAAUGGUGAGUCUGAAACUAACUUUCUUGAACCCUACAGAAAAAAAAAACCAAAAUGACCAAAAUAAACUUUACCUCUUUA